Messenger RNA from Nicotiana attenuata, 828 nucleotides. RefSeq names its product early nodulin-75-like. The transcript is spliced from 3 exons. The record is from RefSeq and is a predicted model, not a curated record. Bases 1 to 828 code for a protein of 275 amino acids. NCBI's taxonomy places the organism in Eukaryota, Viridiplantae, Streptophyta, Magnoliopsida, Solanales, Solanaceae.
AUGACUAGCAAAGAUAUGGACACAAGAGUUGUUGACCCGUCGAGGGAGUUUGUGGAGUCGGAGUCUAAAUUGAAAGGGGAGGUCCAAAUGUUGAAACGGCAGAUGGCAGAAAAGUAUCAGUCUUGGAUCAGGGGGCAUCCUCCACCUUCAUGCCCCACUAACUACACUGAAAAACCUGCAACUAUCCCACCACUAUCACCAAUCCAGAUUCCUAGUGCUGCUGAUAUCUCCCCAGAACCUUUUCACACUCUACCCGCCAAAACCACCUCAUAUCCUGCUCCUUUGGCCACUCAUGCUCUUGUAGCUCCUCCUCCAGCUACUUUUCCUCGAUCCUCUAACGAGACUGUGCUCAAAGUCCCCGAUGCCCAACAUUAUGCUCCAGAACCAACUUUUAAAGUCUCGGAUCCAUAUUCUCACACUCCUCAUUUUGAGCCUCCCGAAAUUGUCCCGGAUCGCAUAUCCCUCGCCAAGAUGGAAAAGAAGCCUAAUGAAAGCUUUAGGGAAUACGAGCUCAGAUGGAGAGAGCAAGCUGCCAGAGUCAAUCCCCCGAUGGAAGAAAAAGAGAUGGUCGAGUACAUUCUUCAAGCUCAAAAGCCAACUUACUUUGGGCAUUUGAUCACGGUUGUGGGAUCACGACAUGGUCCAACGAAUCCGCCUCACCAAUAUACUCAGCCUCAACCCCAACCCCAAACCUAUCCCCGAGCUCCACAUCAUCCACCUCAGUACUAUCCUCCGAACAAUGUCCGGUCAUCUGUCCAACCACCGAGUCGCUCCUUAUGGCGAGCGCCAGCACCGCAUAAUGCACUCUUGCCUUCACAACAUUUUUGA